AUUGAAUUAUUUUCAGAAUUUGUAAUUUUUACACUUUUAAUUUUCUUUCAAAAACAAUUUAUGAUCACCAAGGUUUUGCGUGGCGGAAGGAUCUUCAUUCUACGGCUACUAUGAAUCAGUGGUGCGAAAUUUGAAAAUUUUACUACGAUCAUGGCCAGUUCUGAGCGGAAAAUGGACACCGUUGAGGGAACUGAAAGCUCUAAUCAAUUGGAGGCUUCCUGUCCUCCAGUGAGCAACAUGACAACAACACUCCUGGAUUUCUCCCAGCUUACACCUUCCCAACUGGGUAUAUCCACCCAGAGCUUCACCCCAUCCUCUAACAUCAAAGAAAAAUCUCGACUAGCGCAGCUAAAGCUUAAGCGGAGGUCCAGUGUUGGGGUACGGGGUUCACCAGAGACCAACUCUCUUAUCCGCUACAUAGCCCAACAGAGGAUGAAAACUCCCCCCACAACCGCACAGCCUACACAAGCCAGCCCUUUCUCCACCAAAGUCCCCUCUACUCUAAAGCAGAAGAUGGCUAUUUUCCAAAACAUUAUGGAUGUGGAGGAGAAUGAAAAUGAGACCGUCCAAAAAUCCAGUCCCACUGGGGGAUGUAUCAAGACAAGAGAUGUUCUGUCUGAUGAUGGGUGGAGCUGUGACGGUGCUGGGAAGGAGAACAAGACCCCAGCGAGUCAGCCUCUGACACCCCCACCCACUAAGAGGCGGUGCACAACAGGCCCUCUGGGGGUGUGUGUGGACGAGAUUAGGGAGGCCAACCCUCCUAUCCUGAAACGCACUACAACCUCGCAGAAAACACACAACAAGGAGCUUGGCAUUGGUCAGACCAACCAGCAUCAACCUGCUCUCACUGUACCUCCUGGAGAAGCACCACAGAAGGAGCACUGCGGUGUGGUUGAAGACACCCCUCAUACAGAUGCUGUGUCCCGGAUCACACAGGGUGAGCCCCACCCCUCCACUCCCCUGAAGCAGGAAUGGACUCCCACCGAGGAGGAGCAGGACCAGGGGUGCUCCUUUGAACUGCGCAGCCCUAGCCAAACUCUGGAUGUGUGUUCCAGACCAGACAGGACCACUCUGCCCCUGCUGUUCUCCAUGCCAUCUCAUCGGGAGAUUAAACCCAUGGAUGAGGCUGAUUCCUCUGGAAUUGUUAACUCCAUCAUUAAGAAGAAGCAGGUGCGUUUCGGGAUUCUGCUUCCCCCCGAGCUAUUUGAUAAGAAUCUGCCCCCAAGUACACCUCUACGGAAAGGAGGCACCCCGGCUCGAGUCCCAACAUCCGCUGGGGGGUCCCAGCUGAAAUCGUUGCUGAAGACCCCUCAGAGGACCCCCCUGGUCCAACCAGAUUUCAGCAGCCCCUCUUUGACUGGAGCCUCUCCAACCUUUACCGUGAAGCCCUGUUGUAGGGACCCAGAGACAGCCAGCACUUGGGGAAAGAUUGAUUUUCCUUCACUGGAAGACGAAGUUGAUCAUUCAUUUGUGGACUGUGGAGUGCUGCAGGCUCAACCUCUGGAUUUGACCUCUGCAUUUCAAGAGGAGUAUUCUGUUUGUGCAGCACUCCCAAGUGCUGAAUUAGUACUUGACUCUGUUCCUGCCCUGGGUCCUGUGCCGGAGGCCGCCGUCACGGCCCCAGCCCGCUCCAGCAGCCGGAAGAGGAAGCUACCGCAGGAGAGGGAGCCUGUGAAAAAGAGGUCGAUGCGCACAGCUGCCAAGUCUGCCUGUGGGAGGAUGAAGAACUCAGGGAAGCGUAGCUUUGGGAAGAAGGCUGUAGACCGUUCUCUGUACGGCAAGAGAGAUUACGCAUCCAAGAAUCCCGCUCUCAGCCCCAUCACGGAGACCCUGUCUUCUCCCAGCCGCUCUCUCACCUGCAGAAACACAGCCAAACAACAGUCCAGCCCAUUGGAAGAUGUCAUUAACACUGGCCCCAUUGCUGGAGAGGUCAUGGCUGUUUCCCUGUGGCAAAGCAGCUUCUGCCCUCCAGCCUCUGGUGAUAACCCAGCUGCAGAGCCCUCUGAUGGGCCUCCUGUUGACAGCGGUGUCCUUACUGGCUCCAGCACUGGCUCUGGGCCUGGGAGAGCAACGCGGGCAGGGGGGAGAAGGAGGUCGGGUCCCACAAAGCCCUCCAGGACCAAAGAGCAGCUAAAGCAGCGUGCUGUUAGGGGAGGUAGAGGUAAUGGUAGAAAGGUGAGUGUUCCUGGCGAUGAUUGGCUCAACGAGGAGCCAGAACAUGAGUCGGCAGGAAGCACCCAGUCAGAGGUUUCAGUGUCCGUUUCAGCCAAUCACACAGGAUCUUUUGAAGGACAGGAUGAGACCGAUGCUCUGUGUAACUUUCCAUCUGUGGAUUCAGAUUCUGAUCAGAGCUGUGGCGUGCUGCCAAAUUUAAGUGGGACAGGAGAGAGUCCAGUUAGAGCAGACACCGAACCUCCCUCCGGUCAGCUGAGCUCCGCCGCGGCUCCGUCAGGUCAGCUGAGCUCCGCCGCGGCUCCGUCAGGUCAGCUGAGCUCCGCCGCGGCUCCGUCAGGUCAGCUGAGCUCCGCCGCGGCUCCGUCAGGUCAGCUGAGCUCCGCCGCGGCUCCGUCAGGUCAGCUGAGCUCCGCCGCGGCUCCGUCAGGUCAGCUGAGCUCCGCCGCGGCUCCGUCAGGUCAGGAGGCAGCAUGCCAUGUAGAGCUCGGGUCAAACCGAGGCACGCCGAGAGGAAGCACUCAGUGCCCAGGCCGCUCCAGAGGUAGGAGGAAGAGUCUAUAUGCCAGCUCCGUGAAAGAGGAGUGUGGGGAGGAGCAGUCAGAUGAUCCAAAGGCCCUGGAGGCUGACCAGGGUGGCGUUACUGAACAGGCCUCCUUCCCACAUUCCCUCUUUCCACCCUGGGCACAGGAUGACUUCAGUAUCGAUGACGUGCUGCAGCCUCCGCCCAGCAGGGGGCAUCGCUCUGUCCGCCGCAGCCUGAGGAACCGGAGCCAAAACGGCUCCCUGGAUCCCAGCGGCUCAGGCUUGGCCUGGCUACCCCACACCUCUCCGGACUCCUUGAGGACUGAGCGCAGGAAGACCAGGGGACGACGCAGCUCCGCUCAGGCUGUGCUGCCGCUGGAGGAUGGGGGACACUUGGAGCUAUGAGCCACUGGAUGUGCUGCUAACUGGACACCCUGGCUGUUUGAAACAGAGGGCUAUUUAUUACACUGUCUGUGUUUACACAGGAAGCCCCGCUCUGAUAUUCUUUCCUCCAAUUGGUCUUUUGACAGUCGCAUCUGUUCAGGAGCCGAUCUUAUGUUCAAAAGGCCAGUGAGUAAAAAAAACUACUUAAAUGCAGUCAGUCUUGCUUUUAACCAGGGUUUUAGAAAACCCAAUUGAGAUGUACUUCUGAGUUAAUUUGUUUUGGGGAUUUUUAAGAACCGAUUUUGCUUUUAAUAAUCGAGCUGUUGUGUAAAUAGACUUGUUUCGUUAAGUUGUUCCAUUAAUGUGAUUUUGGUCAGACAGUUGGGUAGUAUUUUGCUCAUGGGGAUCUUUGUACAGUGCGUUUUCUUCAAUGUAAGAAUGUUUACCUUCUGUAUCCAUUAAAUACAUUGGGCAUCUUA
Molecule: messenger RNA, 3560 nt
Organism: Esox lucius (northern pike)
Lineage: Eukaryota; Metazoa; Chordata; Actinopteri; Esociformes; Esocidae
Gene: cdca2
Product: cell division cycle associated 2
Exons: 14
Coding region: 151-3102 (983 amino acids)
Biological process (GO): regulation of mitotic nuclear division; regulation of chromosome segregation
Cellular component (GO): nucleus; chromosome
Source: RefSeq, a predicted model, not a curated record